AUUUUUAUUUUGGAUAUCUGAUAAAUUUUAUAUUAUAUUCGUAUAUUACAUGUACAUUUAUUGAAGUCGAGGUUGAAUUAAAUAAAAUAAUGCUGGCCAGAGGCUCGCACAUCAAUUAGUUUUUUUCAACUCUGUCGAUAAAUUCAGUAUUUAACAUCAUUCAAUAUCCUCUAUUUUUGCAAUGUAUUUUUUUCCACUCCAGUCGUUAUGAGAAUCACGUAGAGGGAACAUACAUGCUCUAUAUCAAUAAUGAAUACAACAUUGAAGUACAACAAAUUAUAAAACCGUGUGCAGGAUUGCCAAAUGCAAAAUGUACAUGUGCGGUAGCAAUAAGUGCUGGACAAGAUGUUUUUAUGAUAAAUCGAUGUGCACAAACUCCAUUUUUUGGGUUUACACAAUGUGGAGAUGGAGGGAUUUUAGAUGUCCAAAGAAUAGAUGACCUAUUUUAUAAGGUUUUUACGCCAAUAGGCACACGGAUAAGCAUAAAUCUCAACUCCAAUAGCAUAUGGUUUAACGUAGAUAUAACCAUGGCACCAAAAGACAUGGGAACUGUAUAUGGGCUAUGCGGACGUGUUGAUGGUGACAAGUCUAAUGAUUUGACACAUAGACACAGCAAAGCGUUCACGCCUCUAGGAAAAGAUACAUACAAUUACCAUCUUGAAUUUAGUAAAUCUUGGAGGAUAGAGGAUAAUUCUGACGAAAACCUUUUUCAACCAACACUUAGAUUUUUAACUCCUUGGGUUCAAAAGAAUGGCUUAUAUUGUGUAUGUAACCAUGAUAAAAUGGUCAACGAAGCGUUAUGCUCACCGACUCAGUACCUUAAUUGUAAAAAAACAGGGUCUAUUACGAAAACUAAAUGUCACAUUAAGGGCCGACGGAAAAGACAAGUUGGAAACCAUUCAAGUAAAGAAAUUCAGCGUAUUCUCUCAAAAAUUGCAGUUCAGUUUGGUAGUAGGAAAAAGCGUGAUGUUGUGGAGGAGAUUGUGAUAACAGAGGAAUCUAAAAAAAUUUGUAGCAACAAAAUAUCUGGUAUACAAGCAUUUACAGACUUUUCGAACGUGGGCUCAAACGACGAUGAGCAUAUUAUUAUACAACAGUGUGAAUUUGACCUUUCUGUCGUUAAGGAUACAUCUUGGGCUGAUGUACAUGUCGAAGCUGUAAAUAAUGGGGUAAAAAAUAUGUUAGAUCUCCAACCAACAGUUGUUGAGAACAACUCAGAAAAAGUGAAAACAUUCUAUGUGAACACAUGUCCAAUGAAUUGCAGUAACCAGGGCGAAUGCGUGGAAUCGGGAAUUUGCUCCUGUUUUACAUACUAUAUGGGACCUGAUUGUUCAAUAGACGAGAGAGACGGGCUCACUAUUUUGGACAUUGAAGGUGGAGGGCAGUGUGAUCUUGCAGACGGUGAAGAAUGUGAAUGUUUCUAUGUUCGGUCUGAAAAUAUCCAGGACAACUUUACUUGUAAUGUGAAUACUUCAAAGAUUUUGAAAAAUGGAGCUGUAGAGCCCAUUUCCUCUAAGACAUUAAGGGGUGGCUUCGAGGACAUUUUCACAGGUAUAUGCUGUGCCCCGGAUAGUAUAAGCGGACAGAAAGAUGUGUUUGUUGCACAAUACACAGUUUCAAUUAGCAACAAUGGCAUCAAUUUUGGAAACGCAGAAAGUGUUUACGUCUUCAAUUCUGAAUGUCAGAGUAUCUCUACAAGUGAAUCUGGAAGUAAAACAUUUAGUCUCAAGGACGACCAUUGCUUCAUUGAUGGAUAUUGCUUUUCGGAGUACGAUAUGGCACCUGUGGGCUGUCGUGCCUGUCAAUCAUCAAAAUCGCUUUACAAUUGGACUGAUUAUGAUCCGUGUCAAAAUGAAGGAAAAUGUUCUGAUGAAACUGCUGGGUACACUUGCACUUGUAUGCCAGGUUACCGUGGCAUCAAUUGCGAAUAUGAAAUAAAUGAGUGUUUAUCGACGCCAUGUCAAAACGGAGGUGUUUGCACUGAUAUGUUAAAUAAGUAUACGUGUGAAUGUCCAGACGGAUUUAUCGGUUAUAAUUGUCAAACUGAUAUAGAUGAAUGUUCAUCGAAUCCGUGUAAAAAUAGCGCAUUGUGUAUAAAUGACAUCAACAUGUAUCAGUGUAACUGCUCUGAUGGAUAUGAAGGGACAAAUUGUGAACAAAAUAUCGAUGAAUGUGCAUCAAAUCCAUGUCAAAAUGGCGGCACUUGUAGAGAUUUGAUCGCAAACUUUGAAUGCGAAUGCGUGGAUGGAUAUGAAGGCAUAACAUGCAACACUGAUAUCAAUGAAUGCAUAUCAAAUCCAUGUAAAAAUGAGGGCACAUGUAACGAUCUAGUCAACGAAUAUGAAUGUACAUGCGCUGAAGGAUAUACGGGUAGCAACUGUGAGAUUGAUGCAUGCACCGUUCAACCCUGUCAUAACGGAGGAACUUGCAAACUUGAAAGCAACAGCUACAUGUGUUUGUGUGUUGACGGAUAUGAUGGACAAAACUGUGAUAAUGUUGUCAAGUCAGCAUCUGGGUCACUUGUCACUGACAUUGUACAAAAAAAGAUCAAGAUCGUAUUUCAUGUAGAGUCAGUCAUAAGUGUAACGGAUCCCAUAUUAAAAGAAGAUAUUACAUAUCAGCUGACUGGAAUCUACAAGAGAGCUUUGGGGAACAAAUUAAAAGAGGUAGUCAUUCUUGACUUGAGAAUAGGAAGUCUUGUUGUUGAUUUCGAAGUAAUCUAUGUAAAGGACUCCUCAUCUGUCACUGACUUGACUGAUGCAAAUCUAGAUCUUAUAAAGGGAGAAAAGACAAUCGAAGUUUUCAAUGAGACAGUUAGGGCAAUAUCUGUAUCCGUAGGGAACGUUACUGUUACGAAUGCAAGUAUAGUAGAUGAUGAAAAUGUGUGUGCCUUUUUCACAGCCUUAAAUGGAAAUUGUAAGGGUAGCCUGAAAUGUUCUGUCAUGAAAGGCAGGCCUUCAUGUUGGUCCGAACUAAAGGAAGGGGAUGACAGCGACCUUACCCUGCUGAUCGUGAUUGUCGUUUGCUUUGUGCUAGUCUUCGUCAUUAUUGCUGGAGUAAGCGCAUGCGUAGGUUUUCAUAUAAUACGCAAAAGAAAAUCCAAAGACAAAUUCUCCUUUAGAUAUGACGUAAACAUAGUUGUUAAUAACCCGACAAUGAGAGGCUGUAAUAAAAGCCGUCUAACCACUGAUUCGUUUGAGUUGAUGCCAGAUUUCCAAGACAGCAAUCCCAGUAUGCCAACCGAGGAGCAAAAAGAAUAACAUUUUAGCCUUGGAUCGAAACAAUAUGUUGUAUACCAACACCACUAUAAUAAUGAUGUACCAAAGUUGGUAAUAACUCUGCGACAAAUUUAAUGCCGCUGCAGCUGUUGACUCGAAAUCUUAAAACGCUUUUCAGCAUUAUCAUUGUAUCGUAAUCUAAGGCUGCCAGAAUUUUUGUAUGUUGCCAUUAUCGGAGGAACUAUUUUAUUGCUGUGAUGCACGGUCAACAUUGGCUUUUGGGCUUCUCACCGUAACACAAGACUUAUCAUUGAUGAAGUUUAAAAGACGAGGCCGAUUUUAGCUCACCUGUCACAAUAACAAUGUGAGCUUUUGUGAUUGCAUUUCGUCCGACGUCCGUCCGUCGUCCGUUAACUUUUAUUUUAAACAACAUCUCCUCAUAGACCACUGAGCAGAUUUCAUCCAAACUUAACAGGAAUGUUUCUUUGGUAGUAACCUUUGAAAAUUCUUCAAAUAAUGUAAUUCCAUGCAGAACUCUGGUUGCAAUGGCACCCGAAAGAAAAAAACUUUAAAAAUCUUUACUUGAAACAAAACAAAACAAAAAGCUAGAGCUUAGAUAUUCGGCAUGUCAAAUCUUCUAGUAAGUGUUACAAAGUUUGUUCAAAAUUGGUCCAGUCCUGGGAGGUCAAUAAUUUUCCUUAUAUGUAUAUAGUAAAAACUGAAGAAAAAACAUCUCUUUAAAAAACCCAAAGAGUUAGAGCUUAGAUAUUAAACAUAAAAACCGUUUCGUGAUUGUUUACCAAGUUGUUCAAAUGAAAGCCCUGGUGUUAAAAUUGGUCCCGCCCUGGGGGUCAUUAACUUUCCUGAUGUAUAUAGUAAAAACAAAAAAUGUGUUCUUUGAAAAACCCAAAGAGCUAGGGCUUAUAUAUUAAGGAUGAAACAUCUUCUAGUGAGUGUAUACAAAGUUUGUUCAAAUAUAAGCCCAGGGUUCAAAAUAAGCCCCACUCAAGUGGAUCAUUAAUUUUCCUUAUAUGUUUAUAGUAAAAAAAAAAUCUUUUUUCAAAAAAACCCAAAGAGCUAGAGCUUAGAUAUUUGGCAUGAAACGCCUUUUAGUGACUGUCUACAAAUUCAAUCACUGGAGAUAAAAUUGGCCCCACCCCGGGAGUCAUUGACUGUCCUUAAAUGUUUAAAGCAAACCUUAAAAAAUCUUAAUAAAAGAAAACCAAAGAGCUAUAACUUAGAUAUUAAGCAUGAAACAUCUUCUAGUGGGUGUCUAGCAUUUUUAAAAAAAAUAAAAGGCCAAAUUUGGCCACGUCGUUGAUUUUCCCUUUAUGUAUAUAGUGAAAUCUUUAAAACUUCUUUAAAGCACCCAAAGAACUAGAGCUUAGAUAUUUAGCAUGAAACAUAUUCUAAAAGGUGUUUGCCAAGUUUGUUCAAAUAAAAGCCCUGAGUUAAUAUAAUUCUUGUUCAUGGAGAGUUUUUUAUAUUCAGGUGAGCGAUUUCAAGCCAUCAUGGGCCUCUUGUUUAUAUUUCAUUUUCUUUUACAAUUCGUGAAGUUGUUUAAAUCUAAUCGAUUCUUAAAUAUCUACAAUGUAUGCAUCCAUGAUAAUUUCAUGCCUUAUGAUUAUUCAUAUUCGCCUGGUACCAAAUUUUAUUCAUUUUGUAGUCAAUGCUUUAAAAAAUCUCAUAGUUAUAUUAUGCUCAUAUUUUCAUUGUCAAGUUGUGCUGAAUUGUUUAUAAACUGUUAUUAUGUUAACUGUCUAAGAGUUGAUAAAUUAUAAAAAAAUAAAUCUGCCUUAAAUAUGAAAAA
Messenger RNA from Ruditapes philippinarum (Manila clam), 5028 nucleotides. RefSeq names its product neurogenic locus notch homolog protein 1-like. Gene Ontology annotation, biological process: axon guidance; Notch signaling pathway. Gene Ontology annotation, cellular component: signaling receptor complex; cell surface; plasma membrane. Lineage: Eukaryota; Metazoa; Mollusca; Bivalvia; Venerida; Veneridae. The record is from RefSeq and is a predicted model, not a curated record. Bases 234 to 3260 code for a protein of 1008 amino acids. Gene Ontology annotation, molecular function: calcium ion binding. The transcript is spliced from 22 exons.